AGUCCGUCCCACUUUUAAACGUCACUGUGGUCAGCGCGGGAGAUGUGAGCAAGUGUGUGGCGCUGAAUAUUGAGAAUAACCGCCAAACUAAAGCUCAGACAUUUUCUGUCCUGUUUCUGAUUGUCCUCCUGAGAGCAUCAUGCCGUGUGAAAGGAAGCCCAUGCGUUACGGUCACUCAGAAGGACACACUGAUGUCUGCUUUGAUGAUAAGGGAAAGUGUAUAGUGACCUGUGGGAGUGACGGUGAUGUCCGCAUAUGGGAAAGUCUAGAUGAUGACGAUCCCAAGUCCAUAAAUGUUGGGGAGAAGGUCUAUUCUGUAGCAUUGAAGAAUGGAAAGUUAGUUACAGCAGUUUCCAACAACACAGUUCAGAUUCACACUUUCCCAGAGGGAGAUCCAGAUGGCAUUCUCACUCGAUUCACCACCAACGCAAACCACGUCACCUUCAACAGCAGCGGGUCAAGAGUGGCUGCAGGCUCAAGUGACUUUAUUGUGAAGAUAGUGGAGGUGGUGGACAGCAGUCAGCAGAAGACCCUUCGUGGACAUGACGCUCCCGUCCUCAGUGUGGCUCUUGACACUUCUGAUGAGUUCCUUGCUUCCUCCAGCUGUGAUGGAUCAGUUACUGUGUGGUCUAUUGAGUCACAGACUCAAGUAGCUCAAUGGAAAAUUCUCCAGAAGUCGAGUGAUGUGAGCAAUGCCAAAUCUCUCUGUAGGCUUGCAUGGCAGCCUCAUUCUGGAAAGCUGCUUGCCGUACCGGUGGACUUGACCGUUCAAUUGUAUGACAGAAACACAUGGACUCAUGUCAGCACGCUCUGUGAUGACCUCAUCACACAGGUUGUUAAUGUUGUGGUCUGGUCGCCGUGUGGGAAGUUUCUGGCUGCAGGAACAGUUGGUGGAAACCUGUUGAUUUGGGAUGUAGAGGCCAAACUGUGUAUCGAGAGACAGAAACAUGAGAAAGGGUUCACUGUGUGUGGUAUGGCGUGGCAUCCCUCAGGGGGCCGGAUCGCUUACACUGACACCGAGGGCUGCCUCGGGCUCCUGGAAGGCGUGUCAUCCUCGUCACCACCCUCUUCUUCUACUGUUCAAAGCACCAAGGCCACUGCCGCUAAAGAAAAAAAUGACUAUGAUGACCUGUUUGAUGAGGAUGAUGACCGGAUGCUAGAUGAGGGCAUGAGUGACUCGCGGUCUCCGGUGAAGAAACCCAUCAUGGAGGAGGAUGAUGACGACGAUGACCUCAUGCCUGCCACGGGCAAACCACGGAACAGAGGGUCCUUCCUGGAUGACGAUGACAAUUCUCAAGAUCCAGGCUCUGUAAAACUGGAUGGAGUUCCAGAGGAGGAUGGCAGCAGUGCUAUUCUUCCUGCUGUGGGUCCUGCAGUGUCCCGUCCCGUAUACGAGGGUCCCAUGCCCACACAACCCCAAAGGGCUUUCCAGGCAGGAUCCACCCCAGUGCACCUCAUGCAUCGCUUUAUGGUGUGGAACUCUGUGGGUAUCGUCCGUGGCUAUAACGAUGAUCAGGACAACGCCAUUGAUGUGGAGUUUCACGAUACCGCCAUCCAUCAUGCCAUGCACCUCACAAACACCCUGGGCCACACCAUGGCUGAUCUAUCCCAGGAGGCCGUGCUGCUGGCCUGUGAGGGAACUGAUGAGCUUGCCAGUAAGAUCCAGUGUUUGCAUUUCUCAUGCUGGGACACUCAUAAGGACUGGAUAGUGGAUCUUCCUAAAGGAGAGGACGUUUGUGCGUUGUGUUUGGGUCAGGGCUGGGCUGCAGUGGCCACAAGUGCUCUGAUGGUCAGGCUGUUCUCUAUUGGUGGAGUGCAGAAGGAGAUCUUCAGCCUGCCUGGAGCUGUUGUCUGCAUGGCAGGACACGGAGAGCAGCUCCUCAUCAUGUAUCACAGAGGUACUGGGUUUGAUGGAGAUCAGGCCCUUGGCGUACAGCUGCUCCAGCUUGGGAGCAAGAGAAGACAGGUCAUACAUGGAGAACCAUUGCCUCUCUCACGGAAGUCCUACCUGGCAUGGAUGGGCUUCACUGCAGAGGGAACCCCAUGCUGUAUUGACUCGGAGGGUGUUGUACGUAUGCUGAACCGGACCGUGGGGAACACGUGGACUCCUGUCUGUAACACCAGAGACAGCUGCAAGAGCAAAUCAGACCAUUACUGGGUUGUUGGGGUUCAUGAGAAUCCACAGCAGCUCAGGUGUAUCCCAUGUAAAGGGUCACGUUUCCCACCCACCCUACCUCGCCCUGCUGUGGCCGUCCUGCCCUUUAACCUGCCUUAUUGCCAGACCACCACAGAGAAAGGCCAAAUGGAGGAGCAAUACUGGCGGUCCAUGCUUUUUCAUAACCACUAUAGCUUUCUGUCAUCCAGUGGUUAUGAAAUUGACAGCGAGGGUCAGUCUCAGGCUGAGAAAGAGCAGCAGGAACUGCUAAUGAAGAUGUUCGCUCUGUCGUGUAAACUGGAGCGAGAGUUCCGGUGCGUGGAGCUGGCUGAAAUGAUGACUCACAGCGUUGUGACGCUCGCCAUCCGUUACGCGUCUCGUUCCAGACUUUUCAAAGACAAAGAAAUGGAUGUUAUCAAGCAAGGCAUGGGGCGUUUCCGCACUCUUUCAGCAGAGGAAAGACUGAACUGGACAGAGAGAGCAAAGGGCGACUCUGACCCCAAGAAACGAAAGCGUGAAGAUGAAGGACAAGCAAUCAUGGAGCGCUCCAAACAGAAACAAAUGAAUCAAAAUGAAAAUGAAGCAGACUCCGCGAUUAAUGGAAAGUUUGACGGACGGGUGAAGAUUCCCGGAUGGAGCGCCGGUGGUGCCGCCGGGACCCCGAGCACCGCGCCGUCCUCCAGCGUGAUGGAGAGCUGGCGGGAAGAACGCACUCGCAGUCUGGAAGACAAUGAAAUGAGCCUGCCGAGCAUCGCCGCGGCUUACACCACUAUUCUCCGGGGGCUCGGGGAAGAUCCGCAGCGGCAGGGGCUCCUCAAAACUCCGUGGAGAGCCGCCACCGCCAUGCAGUUCUUCACCAAGGGUUAUCAGGAAAAAAUCAUCGAAUUGUGCUUGUGUGUCACAGUGAGCAGAGAAGUACGUGUGAACCCUUUUAAGGUGUCCGGUGCAGGAAAGCCGUCAAGUUCAUCAGCUGGGCAGCCCAGAACAACUAGCGUUUUAGACAGCAUGACAAUGUCCAGCAGAAAACCCACACCUCUCGGUGGCACAUCAAAACAGGGCAAAGCCCCAGUCCUGAAGCCUCUGGCACCCAAACCCAAGUCUAAGACCCAGGCCACUCUGCUGCAGAUGAGUGCCUCUAAAGGAAACAGUAAGAAACUGGUGGACAGUCAAACGGAAGCAGAGAAAGUGAAAGCAGCCCCUGCAGCUACACCUCCCGCAUCAGUGGAGAAUAUUGAAAACAGAAAGCCGAAAACUGGCUUUCAGCUGUGGCUUGAGGAUAAUAGAAAGAGCAUUCUCGCUGACAAUCCUGACUUUGAAGAAAUGGAUGUUAUCAAGCAAGGCAUGGGGCGUUUCCGCACUCUCUCAGCAGAGGAAAGACUGAACUGGACAGAGAGAGCAAAGGGCGACUCUGACCCCAAGAAACGAAAGCGUGAAGAUGAAGGACAAGUAAAUGACCAAAUGGAGUCGGAUGAGGGCAGCGCCAAAAAGAAAAAGCCACUGGAUACUUCGGCUAAACUUUCUGCGUUUGCAUUUAACAAAGAAUAGUACUUGACAUAAAUUAGUUUCAUGCUUAUGUAAUUUUUACAUUUUAUUUGAAUAUUGAUUGGGGGAAACAUUUUUUAAGUUUUCUCUUUUUCCAUUAUUUACUGUAAUUCUCUGACCUCUCCUUCUGGCUGCUCAUUUGUGAUCCACUCAUUCUCCAUAAAUUUUCUCAAGUUUGAGCUCUUUUGAAAGCCCUGCUUCUCUUCAUUAGCAUUCGAAAUGAAUGCAAGUCUCUUUAAGCAAUUUGCAAUGUGGCAAGAUGGUUAAUAAAAAGGUCUCUUAUUAUGCUUUGGAUGGUUUGCACAUAUUUUUUGUGUGGUUUUGUACUGUAUGUA
Molecule: messenger RNA, 4032 nt
Organism: Sinocyclocheilus grahami
Lineage: Eukaryota; Metazoa; Chordata; Actinopteri; Cypriniformes; Cyprinidae
Product: WD repeat and HMG-box DNA-binding protein 1-like
Exons: 27
Coding region: 140-3700 (1186 amino acids)
Biological process (GO): DNA-templated DNA replication; DNA repair; mitotic cell cycle
Cellular component (GO): nuclear replication fork
Molecular function (GO): protein binding; DNA binding; chromatin binding
Source: RefSeq, a predicted model, not a curated record